GGGCAACCGAAAUAUUGUGAGCGAUUGAGUCUGUAGAAGCUUUCGGCAAAGACAGCAUGAAGCUCAUAAUAUGGCUUGUUGUUUUCAAGUAUAUUUCAAGAUUCCUUGGUGGUGCCGAUGUCGACAGUUAUGAAAUUAAUCGUUUGGAUUUUACACCAAUCAUGGACGUAAUUAUCUUCAAAGAUAUUGCAGAUGUACUCAAUGAAUUAGAAGCCAACCCGAAUUCUAAUACAGAUGCUCAAAGUAUAAUAGAAAGUGAUAGCGAUGAAGAUGUUAAUAAUCUUCUAAUGGAAUAUCAACACUACCUGGACAAGGCUCAUAAACAACACUCUGAAUAUUUAGAGAAGGUAAACAACAAAAACAGAGUACCACUCCUUCGUCAUGAUAGAUACAGUAAGAAACAGACGCCAACUAAAAAUUAUUAUGACGGCAAUUAUCAAAGUAUGAAGCCAUUUUCAAAAUUGGUAUUACCGAGUAUGUAUCCAUUCAUACCCAAGAUUAUGAGCGGUCCAACAUUUACUGAUUCAACAGCUCAUUCAAGCCUCCAUAACGCCUUUUCAUCAGAUAAUAGAAAGAUAGACGAGCUUAAUUCUUUAAUGUAUAGAAGUAUUAAUGGAGGGGCAUCACAAUCUUGCUUUUGUAAGAGUAAUACAAUUAAAUGCAACUGUGGCUGUCCACAAUGUUUCGUAUACGAUGCUCCAUAUAAAAUUGAAACAAAACCCAAAUACAGUGAUGAAAAUAUGUAUUUGUUAAACAAGGUAUUUGAAGACCGUGGCUUACAAUAUGAUAAAAAAGAUAAUUUUAAAGUAGAAGUAAAAGUCAAUAUCAAACUUCCUAAGGUAUUUGAGCUUUUUGAAAAUUUAAUGCAUAAUAAAUCUCUGUACAAAAACAAUAACAUCAAAGAUUCUUUGUACAUGAUGCCACAGUAUUCUAUGAUGUCGAACCCGAUGCAUUUGUUCGGGUACAAAUCUCUCUCGGAGAUACAAGACUCUUAUCCAAUACAAAAGAAAAAGAAAAAUCGUGUAAAUACCAAUAAAAAACACAGGAAGAAGUCAAGUUACAAUUUAUAUAAUGUUGAUAAUAAUAAUAACUUGACUAUUACUACCUUAAAUAGUACAGAUAUUAGAACUGAUUUACUUGGUAAUGAAACAUCUGCUGCUAAGAGUUUCCUAAAGGAAAAUGUACCUAUACAAAGCAAUUUUUCCGAAAUUGUUUUUACAUCUCAAAGUUUUACAACCUCCCGCACUUUGAAAGUUGAUAAUAAAACAAAUGAUAUGAUUUAUUUAACAUUAAAUAUUACGAAUAUACAUGGAAACAAAACCGACGGUGAAAAGUUAGAAAAUAGUAUAGAAACAGACCUCGAUAAAAUUAAGGAUAAAUCCAUCUCAGCAAGAGUAACACGUGAAGUGAAAUUGAUUAAUAAUUCACAUAUUCAUAUUGACGACAAAGAGUAUCAAACCACAACAUUAAAUAAAACCAUAAAAGAGAAAUUCAUCAAAAAUUUUAUAGAUCCUGAUCUACUUUUCUGGCCUAACACAGAAUUGAACGAAACUAAAAAUACUAUUGGAAAUAUAAACACAUUAAUACUCAAUACAGAAAAGAGAAAAACUAAAUUUAAUAUGAGCCAAGAUAGUAUACGUAACAACCACGUUGUAGCGUUAGAAAAGGCAAUAUUUGGUGAAGUUAAUUGGGACGAUAUGGAUACUAUAGCCCCCGUAUUCAUGUCUUUUGUUGGUAAAUAUGUAAGAGGAAUGUUAACGUUUUGUUCAGAAAAGAAAUGUCACUCUAUGAAAUGUGCAGACAAAUCAUGCGUUCACAGAAUUUGUCAUCCUGAACAUCGUUUUAAUAAUAGGGGUCACUGUUUGGGAUCUAACAGAACAGAUAGUACAGCAACUAUGGGAUCAAUUGUAGAUUUACCUUCAAAUUUGGCAUUUGAAAUUGUGGAUAUUCUGCAAGACAAAUUACCCGAAAAACUAUUUGGAAAAAUGACAAUUUGCAUUGGUCCAAAGUGUAUAACAUUCAUUGCCGCAAAGAAAACAUUUUUUAAGUCAAAGUGUACCUCUAAAGAAUUGUCUGCCAUAAGUCACUGCCCAUUUAGUAAAAUGCACUGACUAACAUACCUAUUAUAUGAAUGUUUAAGAAAUGCUUCAAACGUUUCAUAGAGCUGCAGCAUAGUGUUUAUAAACAAUAAAAACUUAUAUUUUAUCGUGAUAAGGGAGUUGAUAUAGGCUAUUGUGCUUUACAGUUUAUCGCUUUAAAUUAUUAACAUCAGUAUUGUAUUAGGCGUAAUGAAUAUAAAUAUCGGUCGUUGUACAAUUGUGAGCUCCUUUAUUGUCUUAUUAUAUCAUUAUUCGCAUGCGCAGGUGAACGAAGUGUUUGUUAAUUAAUUAUUAAUAAUAUCAUUUAAAGAGUUAAGUUUAAUAUAUAGUUAAUAAUAAAGUGGUUUGAAAAUCU
This is a messenger RNA of Leptidea sinapis, 2454 nucleotides long. RefSeq lists its product as uncharacterized. The coding region runs from base 57 to 2111 and encodes 684 amino acids. The transcript has 4 exons. Lineage: Eukaryota; Metazoa; Arthropoda; Insecta; Lepidoptera; Pieridae. The record is from RefSeq and is a predicted model, not a curated record.